Pyricularia pennisetigena is the source of this 249-nucleotide messenger RNA. RefSeq lists its product as uncharacterized. The coding region runs from base 1 to 249 and encodes 82 amino acids. The record is from RefSeq and is a predicted model, not a curated record. NCBI's taxonomy places the organism in Eukaryota, Fungi, Ascomycota, Sordariomycetes, Magnaporthales, Pyriculariaceae. The transcript has a single exon.
AUGAGCUUCGUCGCGAGAUUCUUCAGCAAGGGGGACAAGGACGGAGUGGAGGUCACAACCCUCCAGCUCGACUCCCCCCACCAGCAGGACCCAUCUUGUGAGGGCGACGACGAAGACUACAUGACGCUUGCUGACGCCUACGUGGCUGACACAGUGGAGGAUGAUAGGCAUGCUGCGCAGCGCCUAUUGCGCUUUAAGACGCGCGAAGCCAAGCAAGUGCGGGCUAAGUGCGCGAAGGCUGGACUGUAA